AUGCAGUUCACCACCGCUGUCCUCGGCUUCCUCGCCGCCACCACCUCGGUCCUGGCCGCCCCCGCCGACCUCGAGGCCAAGCUCAUGACCGCCGUCGCCGCCCAGUGGACCGUCACCGACUUCACCCGCACCUGCAACGGCGACGACACCUCGUGCCACGUCUCGUUCGGCGUCAACCGCAACGACGGCUCGGCCGUGCAGAAGUGCGCCUACGACGUGACGGGCAAGCCCGCCUCGCGCACCGACUACAACAGCGUCGCCUGCGGCGUCUACACCAUCUCGUCGGGCUGGAGCGGCCAGUUCGGCGAGGGCAACGGCUUCACCACGCUCGCCGUCACCGACCGCAAGCAGAUCAUCUACCCGGCCUACACCGACAAGCAGCUCGUCUCCGGCCAGGUCGUCAAGCCCGACCAGAGCUACGCUCCCCAGGCUCUGCCUUAA
Lasiodiplodia theobromae is the source of this 441-nucleotide messenger RNA. Its product is annotated as Surface protein 1. The record is from RefSeq and is a predicted model, not a curated record. NCBI's taxonomy places the organism in Eukaryota, Fungi, Ascomycota, Dothideomycetes, Botryosphaeriales, Botryosphaeriaceae. The transcript has a single exon. The coding region runs from base 1 to 441 and encodes 146 amino acids.